GGGCUCAUGGCGCCGGGGCCGCUUCUGCUGCUGGCGCUCUGGGCGCUGGCGGCUCCGGCUCGGCCCGGGCCGGCGGGCGACGGGGGAUGGCGGCUUGGCGGGCCGGCAGUGGCGGAAGAGGAGCGCUGCACCGUGGAGCGUCGGGCCGACCUCACCUACACGGAGUUCGUGCAGCACUACGCCUUCCUCAGGCCCGUCAUCCUCCAGGGGCUCACAGACAACUCGAAGUUCAGGGCCCUGUGCUCCCGCGAAAGGCUGUUGGCCUCCUUUGGGGAGAGAGUGGUUCGGCUGAGCACUGCCAACACCUACUCCUACCGGAAAGUGGAUCUGCCCUUCCAGGAGUACGUGGAGCAGCUGCUGCACCCUCAGGACCCCACCUCCCUGGGCAACGACACCCUGUAUUUUUUCGGGGACAACAACUUCACUGAAUGGGCAUCACUCUUUCGGCACUAUUCCCCACCCCCGUUUGGUCUGCUGGAUACCACUCCUGCUUACAGCUUUGGAAUCGCAGGAGCUGGCUCUGGGGUACCCUUCCACUGGCAUGGACCUGGGUAUUCAGAGGUGAUCUACGGCCGCAAGGUCAGCACAGGGUUGGGGAUUGAGGCUUGGGACUCACUGACCACAACACACAAGAGUGACUGCCAUUCCUGCCCCCAGCGCUGGUUCCUCUACCCACCUGAGAAGACACCUGAGUUCCACCCCAACAAGACCACGCUGGCCUGGCUCCGGGACACAUACUCAGCUCUGGCGCCGCAUGCACGGCCCCUGGAGUGUACUGUCCGAGCUGGAGAGGUGCUGUACUUUCCUGACCGCUGGUGGCAUGCCACACUCAACCUAGACACCAGCGUCUUCAUCUCUACCUUCCUUGGCUAGUCAGACCCAGCAGCAG
Microcebus murinus (gray mouse lemur) is the source of this 889-nucleotide messenger RNA. NCBI's taxonomy places the organism in Eukaryota, Metazoa, Chordata, Mammalia, Primates, Cheirogaleidae. The record is from RefSeq and is a predicted model, not a curated record.